AUGAAAGCUGGGCAGCCAUAGCUUUUUACAAUCAUGCAUACUGCACAAUACAGCAGAAGAAAGAAGAUUACCUCACUAAGGCCAAAGAAGAACUAAUGCAGGCACAGAAGUCUCUGAAAUAUCUCAGUGAGGAACUGAUAGUCUGUCUUCAGUUUGCAAAAAUGUCCUCUGCAGACUCAGUCAACAGUAACCCAACCAGCAUUGAAAAGCAGUUAACAACGAAAUGUGACAUGUUUGGUUACUAUGAUAAAAACAUAAAUGAAGCCAUCCAAAAGUUGGAUGAAAUAAAAGAAAGAGGUAGUGAUGCAGUGGCCAAAAAAUCCCCAUUUUUCUCCCUAGUGUUGGGUGCUGAUGAAGAUCUCCAAGCCGAAGCCUACAACCUCCACAGUCGAGGUCUGAAAUAUGUAUUUUCUGUAGGAGAGGCGCCUCGUUUCUCAUGGGAAGGUCUGCUGGUGGUCUUUCUUGGAGUUUUACAGAUUGUUGGAGGAGCAUUGCUCAUUGCAUUUACAUAUGGAACAUUUGCUCAAGUUGGCAUGGGACUCAUUGCUGAAGGAAUAUCAGACUGCAUCUAUGGCAUUGAGGCCAUGGUGACAGGAGAAUUCAGCUGGAAGGAAUGGGCUAUAGAAAAGGCCAUUUCCAUUGGUGUAUCUGUCAUUGGGUUAGGAGUUGGAAAGCUGAUAUCAAAGGGCUUCAAAUGUUUUAAAACUUUAUUUAAAUUUGGCAAACAGCUUAAGGCAAUGCCAACAUUUCUGUCUAGACAGGCUAAAAAUGGUUUAAGUGCCGUCUUAAAGACAAAUUUGAAGAAUGCAUUAAAAUACACAGGUAAAACAUUUGCAGAGGAAAUCAUUACCUAUGGACUGGGAAAGGCAGAGGAUGAAAUAGUGAAAAAAAUAUUAGAAGAAAUAAAAAAUCAAGUGAAAAAGGGAACUGGUCACAAUGUGAAACUAAAAAUUAAAAAAAAGCCUUUAUCUGCAUUAAUAGAUCUCACCAUUCUCUCACAACUUGAGGAUAAAAACCAACUUCAUUAUCUCCUGAAGGACGGGAGCAGAAAGAAACAACUGCUGGCCGUUUUCAAAGAGUUAAGCAAAACUGCUGUACAGCCGUUCUAUGCAGACCUCAGCUUACACAACAAGCUGAACUCAUCGAUCUCCCAAGUGAUUCAGAAAGCUAAAGCACACACCAAAGGAAAAGCAUUUGCAAUUCUAGCAACUAUCCAAGCUCUACAAAUAGGCACACUGGCAGGAGAUGCCAUCGAGUCAGGCCUCACCCUCUCAGACAAGUUUUUCUCAAAUUUUCACGAACAGCUGAAAAUAUUCAAAGAAACACAAAAACAUUCAGAGAACAUAAAUGUAAGUGAUCUGUCUGAUGGAGACAUUGAGCUGUUGAAAGAAUUCAAGCAGGAUUUAGCCGACACCAUCAGUGCUUUAUUGGCUGAUGCUUUGGUAGAAGUGUUCCACCAGAAGUUCUCCAGUCACAUUGUGUCUGUUGUUAAAGGCCAAGUAAAUGGUGUUAUUGGUGGUUGGGUAAGAAAGGGCUUAAAGAGUGACAGAACAGAGGAAAAACUCAGAGCUGGGCAGAACAACAGCUACAUCACAUACAUGCCAAGAAACCUGAAAUCUAAACACAAGGUUGAAGGAGAAGCAGGUCAGCGCUCACAGACACAUUCUGAAAAGAUCAAGAACUCCACAACUGCAGGCACCAUCCUUGAUAUCAGAGUCCUGUCAGAAGCCACUGGCACUAAAGUUGUCAUCCUAACAGAAGACAGAAAUGGAAGGCUUACCAAAAUGCAGGAAUUGAGCCCAGACACUGGACCUACUAAUAAAACUGUGAGACUGAUCUACAGACCAAAGAGUGCCCAAUACCCUGGUGGCCAUUAUGAUGUGCUCAUCAAUGACCAGAUAGUGAACAUAGAGAGCGAGGGAAAGAGCUGUCUGUUUCAUGCUUUGGCACGAGGAAUGAAUCCAGCGGCCAGUGAAGAAGAAAUCGCUUUGGAAGAAAAUCGCCUCCGAUCUGUGGAGGCUGAUGCUCUCCUCAGACACCCGGACCAAUGGGAGCCUUUCAUCAAGCGCAAAGAGCUGACUGAAGCAAUCAGGGGAGGGGACUGGUACAUGUUAGAAGGAGCUGCAGCCAAAACCAUAAAAGAAAACAAAAAGUCAAUUCAGAAAUUUGUUGGAAAACAACAAUCAUACAGAGACGCUAAAAACCUUUCAAGAAGAAAAGCCAAUAAAGGAAUAGGACAGUUCAUGAAUGCAGAUCACCAGCCACCAGUCAGUAGUAUACUGAAUGCCCGUGAGCAGAACCAGAAUAGCAUAUUAGCAAAAGCUAUGGUUGAAGUGGCAACAAAAUCAUCUACGGUGGACAUUUCUAAUGUGCACAAAUACCAUGACCUUGAACUUCCAACUGUUUAUGUGCCUAAAGAAAUACAUCAUGAAUUUUCCAGCACAAAAUCACCAGCCUUCAGUUCACACUUGGCUAACACCAUAAGUAAAGAUGAUGUUGUGGGCACCUUCAAGCUGACGAUCCUUGGUUCAAUGCCAAGAUUCUGGUUGAAAAGUAGCAAGAAAUUUGAAAACUUUCAGAACACCCAAAUGAGUAAAACCAGGCAUGACAUUUUUAAAGAAAGUUUUCAAAAACACAGCACAGAGAUGGUAAAGACAUGGUUUUCUCUGCUUCAAAGUAAGGGUGUUAUGACAGAUGACCAUCUAACUACUAUCAAUGACUGGAUCAACAAACAGGGCUACAACAAUCAGAACGAUCCACACAGGAAUGACGUCAUCAACCUCCUCCUCUGAAAAGUUGGUGGGAGCACAAGAUGACUGCUGGAGGGAUUCUGCAAGAGCUUGACUGUGAACGGAGCUCCCGAGAUAAAGAAACUGCUUACUAUGAAUCACAGAAGCUAGUGAGAUGGACAGACAAAAUUUUAAAUUACAUGCAGCUAUAAAUAAAGCUGGGACAUUAUGUAAAUAUAGAUAUUGAUAUAAUGUAGGUAAAUAAUGCCAUCAUCAAUUAUCUAAGCCCUGUGAAAUGGAUGAUUUGUCGCAGAGCUGCUGAUUGGCUAGAAGGAAUGGAUCAGGAUCCUUGACAAAGAUUAUGUCACUUACUGGAUCCUUUUACUAUAAAGGAACCUUGAUACCUUCAGGUACACCAGGUUACAUCCACUUUAGAUUCAUCACUGA
This is a messenger RNA of Archocentrus centrarchus (flier cichlid), 3176 nucleotides long. RefSeq lists its product as uncharacterized. The transcript has 2 exons. Bases 96 to 2792 code for a protein of 898 amino acids. NCBI's taxonomy places the organism in Eukaryota, Metazoa, Chordata, Actinopteri, Cichliformes, Cichlidae. The record is from RefSeq and is a predicted model, not a curated record.